Molecule: messenger RNA, 1254 nt
Organism: Aureococcus anophagefferens
Lineage: Eukaryota; Pelagophyceae; Pelagomonadales; Pelagomonadaceae
Exons: 1
Coding region: 1-1254 (417 amino acids)
Source: RefSeq, a predicted model, not a curated record
AUGCGGCGGACGAGCAAUGCCUUCCGCAAGCUCUUCGGCAUGCCCGUCAUGAAGCUCGACAAGGAGGCGGGGAAGCUGAACAGCGGCCGCGUCGCGCCGGACACGACGCCCAUGGAGGACCUGGACAUGGUCGACGGCGUCGACGUCGAGGACGCGCUCAAGAUCUUCGAGGUGCCGGCCCUCAAGGCCAUCUCGGAGAACGACCGGCGCCAGAUCCUCGUGCGGCUCCACCCCGUGGUCUUCGCCAAGGACGCGCCGCUCAUCGAGCAGGGCACGCCCGCGACGGACGCGUCGAAGCUCACCUUUUUAACGUCGGGCAAGAUCUACGUCAUGGUCGGCGAGCUCAAGGUCACGGAGCUCAAGGCCCCGCUCUACGUCGGCGAGGGCGGCGUCUUCACGGAGAAGGAGGCGUCCGCGUCCGUCCUCGCCUUCGAGGACUGCCGGGGCUACCAACUCGCGAAAGCCGACUGCAAGCAGCUCUACGCGUCCAACUGCCGCGCCGUCAAGCUCAUCGAGCGCGACAUGCUCAUCCGCGCCCUCGAGCGCGAGAUCCAGCGCUGCGAGCCGCGCAUGUUCGGCGAGGUGCGCCACGAGGGCCUCUUCAUGUCCGCGAUCCUCGACGCGGCCGUGCGGACCUACAGCAGCGAGGCGCUCCAGUUCGUGCUCGCCGUCGAGGAGCUGAAGAAGCUCGUGUCGAACAAGGACAGCGACAUGCUGUUGGCCAUCCGGCCGACGAUCCUCGAGGACGUCGAGCACCUCUACACGACGCACCUCCUCGAGGCCGCGCCGGAGAACGGCAACCUCGGCGUGUCCCUGGAGAUCAACCUCGACGCGCCGAGCCGGAAGCGGCUCUACGAGGGCCGCGACGACAUCAUCGCCCGGGGCAAGGAGGAGCCCCUCGCGUACGCGGAUUUCGCGUCGCUCUUCGACAAGGAAUACAAGAAGAACGUCGGCGAGAUCCGCCGCGGCACGAUCCCGCGCUUCCUCAAGUCGCCCGAGUACGAGGAGUUCAAAACGGCCAUGUACCCCCUCCCCGCCGACGACGCCAAGUACGAGCAGACCGCGUCCUACUCGAACUGGAUCGUCAAGCAGAAGCUCCGGGGGUCCAAGAGCCUCGACACGCCCCCGGGCGCCGGCCGCAUGGUCAAGACGAACGGCGCCGCGUCCAACGGCGACCUCGUCAAGCCCACGAACGGCGCCAACGGCUCCGUCGCGCCCGCCAACGGCGCCGGCGGCGCGCCCGUCGAGGCGUGA